Messenger RNA from Debaryomyces fabryi, 1473 nucleotides. RefSeq lists its product as uncharacterized. Gene Ontology annotation, molecular function: phosphatase activity. Bases 1 to 1473 code for a protein of 490 amino acids. The transcript has a single exon. Lineage: Eukaryota; Fungi; Ascomycota; Pichiomycetes; Serinales; Debaryomycetaceae. The record is from RefSeq and is a predicted model, not a curated record.
AUGCUAGUUCCACCGGAUAACUUUGGCCUUGUAGAGCCUGGUAUUUAUAGGUGCAGUAAAUUAGAACCUGAGCAUUUCCCAUUCUUAGAGACCUUGCAAUUAAAAUCAUUAGUAGUUCUAGAUGCUGAAAAGCCUCCACGUUUGCUAAAGAAUUUUAUUGAGGCUAACAAUAUAGAAAUAUACAACCUUGGAGGAUUAAAAAUAUCAAAUCAUAAUCAUACAGGUGCUAAUUCUAGUUCAAAUAAGGAUGACAAUGAAGAUGAUGAUAAUACAGAGACCUCUUCUACAAGCAGCAAAACAGAGACGGGAGAGUACAACCUAGGAAAGACUGAAAUAGAAACUAUCAAACUCACCAGUAAAAGCAAGAACGAUCAAUGGAUGUUGAUUGAAAGGAAUAUAAUAUCGGGUGCAUUUGAAUUGCUAUUGAAUAAGAGUAAGCACAAUAUCUUACUAAUUGACUCAACAUCAACAUUAGUUGGCAUACUAAGGAAAAUUCAGAAGUGGAAUUUUAAUUCAAUUAUUAACGAAUAUCGAAUAUACUCUGGUAACACAAAUAAGAGUAAUUACUACGCUGAAAACUUUUUAGAAUUAAUACAAACGGAAUUGAUACCGUUCGAAAUUGAUCGUUUAAAUUCACUUUUAAAACAGCAAGAACAUCAAGAAGAACAAUUGCAACAAGAACAGCGUGCUCCGACUCCGCCAUAUCAAUACAUACCAAAUAAAACUAGAGGCAUGUUCCGAAGUCCUGAUUUUCAAAUACCAGGCUCAAGAAAAAAUUCCAUGGAUAGCAGCCAAUUCGACCAUCAAUUUGAUGAUGAAAAUGAUAACGAAAGUAUCGAUGAUGAAGAUAUUGACGACGAACUAUUGUCUGCAUCACCUCAAAUUCCAGCAAAUCUUUUGAAGUUGGCUGAAAUGAGAAAGCAAGAUAAUCCUAGAAAGGAAUCAAUAGAUUCAACAGGAUCGGAUGAUGAUAAAUUUACUCCAGGAACAUCUCCAAAAUAUGUUAGAUCAAACAGAAAAAACAGUUUUAAUAAUGAUAUGAUCCUUUCUGCAUCAAGAGGAAGUUUCGAGAGAAGAUAUUCAUUGGCUGAUAAUAAAUUUGUCCGCCCAGGAAGUUUCAGUAAUGCAAAUCAUAAAUUUAGAAAUCAGAGUAUCAGUAGCUCAAUACCCUCUUCAAGAUGUUCCUUUGAAGGUUCUCUGAGCCUUAUCAAACGAUUAAGAGAAAAAGAAGAUAUGGAAAAAUCUAAGGAUUUAAAGUAUUCAAAAUCCAUUGAUAUUACGCCCGAAGAGGCACAAUCAUUACGAGAAAAUUACGAUUACAAGUUCUACAAGAAAUUGGAUAAAUAUCCAAUAAGUUUUGAAGAUGUUAGUAUCAUUAAGCUUAAAUUGCCCCCUGAUAAUAAAUUGCCUGGCUGGUUUAUAAAGAAUAGAAAUUGUUGGGAAGAGAAUUUCAAAGUAUUGAAUAGAGUUUAA